GUUUUAUUUUUGCCUGCCAUUUAAUUCAGUGGAGAAAAGUGAAGAAAGCAGAUUAGGUUACGGGAAAGCACAGAAAGUAGUGAAAAAAGACUUCUAGAGUGUAGCUGAACUAUGUCUCUUUUUGGAAUGAUGGGCGAUCUAGAGGAUGAUCCUAUUUUCGGCCAUCACAUGCGGUCUAUGCGCCAGAUGAACAACAUGAUGAAUUCGUUAUUCGCAGAUCCUUUUGGAAUGUUUGGAGGAGGAUUGGACAGUUUUGCACCACCAUCACUGACUGGUGUUCGUGGAGGUUCUGCUCUGAUGCCAUUCAUGUCACCCAACAUGAAUAUGAACCGACUGUUGAAUAAUGAUGGAACUUCAUUCUGCCAAAGCAGUGUAUUCUCUAUGUCUUCGGGUCCAGAUGGACCCCAAGUAUAUCAGGCUACUUCUAGCACUCGUACUGGUCCAGGAGGGGUGAAGGAAACGCGUAAAUCAGUCCAAGAUAGCCGAUCAGGAACAAAGAAAAUGGCCAUCGGGCAUCACAUCGGCGAAAGAGCACAUAUUAUCGAAAGAGAACAAAACGUACGCACAGGAACACAAGAGGAAAGACAGGAUUUUAUAAAUCUCGAUGAUGAAGAAGCCGAAGAAUUCGAUCGCGAAUUUCAGACAAAGGCUCGCAGUUCGAUGAGUCUGUCCGGUGGACGACGAUCGGGACCAGAAAUCAUGGAGUUGCCUUCUAAUCAGCCAAAUCCGCCGCAUAUUCGUGCUAUUGCGAACACUCCAUACAACGAACCUUCCGGCAGCAGUGGCCAACAGCAGUACUCGCCUUCACCGUCGUCUUCUGCCAAUCGUAACCGUAUAACCGGUGGUCCUGUUGCAGCGUCGAUUACACCACGCCGACCUAUACGCACCCCAGCUUCGUCACCGUUAGCAAUGCCUCCAACAACCGGAGGUGGCCACAUCACGACAAGUGUUCAUCCUCACCCGUACAACAUGUCCGGCAGAAAGAACCGUGCUAUCAAAGGUCCGUCUUCUUCACCCUACCAUCAGUAAGAAAUAUACAAUUUCAAGGAACAGUUUCGAGAAUCAUUGCCGACUGGGAGAUACAACCCUAUAUUUCCCUAUCUUAUUUACUGAAAAGCAGAAACCGAACAAGUUCGGACACAAUGUUAUUAUUUCUGUCCCUUUUAUGUAUACGUUAUCCUCUCUUUGAACUGCAUCCUACUAUUGGAACGAAUUACUAUAAUUUUGUUUUUUUUUAAACAAGAAUAUUUUUCUCUGUUUAUUAUCCAAUAUAACUGAAGUUCGCUUCUAUGUAUCAACAACUUUAUGAAGUUCUGUAAAGUGAAUAAAUUAGCAUUAGUUAUGGUAA
This is a messenger RNA of Toxorhynchites rutilus septentrionalis, 1348 nucleotides long. It is a transcript of the gene Mlf, whose product is annotated as myeloid leukemia factor. Lineage: Eukaryota; Metazoa; Arthropoda; Insecta; Diptera; Culicidae. The transcript has 4 exons. Gene Ontology annotation, biological process: regulation of DNA-templated transcription. Gene Ontology annotation, cellular component: nucleus; cytoplasm. The record is from RefSeq and is a predicted model, not a curated record. The coding region runs from base 112 to 1029 and encodes 305 amino acids.